AUGGAUAUAACUAUGGGCUGCUGUACGGGGACAGGACCCCCUCCCUCCUGCCUUGUACUCCUGCUUCUCAAGCUUUUGGCCAGUGUUUCCCAAGGUCUCCCAGGGACAGGACCUCUGGGUUUCCACUUUACACAUUCCAUUUAUAAUGCUACAGUAUAUGAGAACUCUGCAGCAAGGACCUAUGUCAACAGCCAGAGCAGAAUGGGUAUCAUCUUGUCAGAUCUUUCCUGGGACAUCAAAUACAGAAUAGUGUCUGGGGAUGAAGAAGGCUUCUUUAAAGCAGAGGAAGUCAUCAUUGCAGACUUUUGUUUCCUCAGAAUAAGAACUAAAGGUGGCAAUUCAGCCAUUUUGAAUAGAGAAAUACAGGACAAUUAUUUAUUGAUUGUAAAAGGUUCUGUCAGAGGAGAGGAUCUAGAAGCAUGGACCAAAGUGAAUAUACAGGUUUUGGAUAUGAAUGAUCUGAGACCUUUGUUUUCACCAACAACAUACUCUGUUACAAUAGCAGAAAGCACACCUUUAAGGACUAGCAUUGCCCAAGUAACAGCUACCGAUGCUGACAUUGGUUCUAAUGGUGAAUUCUACUAUUACUUUAAAAACAAAGUUGACCUCUUCUCUGUUCACCCUACAAGUGGUGUGAUCUCUCUAAGUGGGAGGUUAAAUUAUGAUGAGAAGAACAGGUAUGACCUUGAAGUUUUGGCAGUGGACCGGGGGAUGAAACUUUAUGGUAACAAUGGUGUCAGCAGCACAGCAAAGCUUUAUGUUCAUAUUGAACGGAUCAAUGAACAUGCUCCAACUAUCAGUGUGGUCACACACAUCCCCUUCCCGUUGGACAAGGAGCCCACAUACGCGGUGGUUAAUGUGGAUGACCUAGAUGAGGGUGCAAAUGGUGAGAUUGAAUCAAUUUCCAUUGUAGCCGGAGAUCCUUUGGAACAGUUUCUUCUAGUAAAGGAAGGGAAAUGGAUCAAUGAGUACAAAAUUAAGGAGAGAAAGUCAAUUGACUGGGAGAGCUUUCCCUAUGGCUACAAUCUCACACUUCAAGCAAAGGACAAGGGUUCUCCACAGAAGUUCUCUGCGGUGAAAGUAGUCCACAUUGCCAACCCCCAGAAAGAUAACAUCCCCGUCAGAUUUGAGAAGGAAACCUAUAAUGUCACCAUUAGUGAAUUUUCACCUCCUGGAGUUGUGGUCGCCAUUGUUAAACUAAGCCCAGAGCCCCCAGGGGUGGAAUAUAGAAUAUCUCCUGGAGAGGAUGCAGAGUAUUUUAAGAUUAAUCCAAGGUCUGGUCUAAUAGUCACAGCCCAGCCCCUGGAUGUCAUCAGAAAAGAAGUUUAUGAGCUGGGAGUAUCCAACAAAGAAGGUGACUUGAAAGCACAAGUCACCAUCAGCUUAGAAGACGCCAACGAUCAUACUCCUGAAUUCCAGCAGCCAUCCUACGAAGCUUUUGUGAAUGAGAGCGUGCCGGUGGGGACAAGCGUAUUGUCCGUUUCAGCUUCUGAUAAGGACAAGGGAGAGAAUGGGUAUAUCACGUACAGUAUCGCCAGCCUUAGUGCCCUACCAUUUUCCAUUAAUCAGUUUACAGGCGUUAUUCGUACAACCGAGGAACUGGAUUUUGAAUCCUCCCCAGAAAAUUACAGGUUCAUUGUGAGGGCCUCUGACUGGGGGUCACCUUAUCGUCAUGAAAGUGAGGUCAAUGUGACCAUUCGCAUCGGAAAUGUCAACGACAACAGACCCUUGUUUGAAAAAGUGGCCUGCCAGGGAGUCAUCUCGUACGACUUCCCUGUCGGGGGACACAUCACUGCUGUCUCAGCAAUCGAUAUCGAUGAACUGGAAUUAGUAAAGUACAAAAUCAUCUCUGGAAAUGAACUUGGUUUUUUUUAUUUGAAUCCUGACUCAGGUGUCUUACAACUUAAACAGUCCUUGAUUAAUUCUGGUGUAAAGAAUGGUAACUUUGGCCUCAGGAUCACAGCCACUGAUGGAGAGAAUUUUGCAGAUGCCAUGUUUGUUAACAUUUCAGUCUUACAGGGAAAGGUAUCUUCUAAGAGCUUCAGUUGUAGAGAAACUAGAGUGGCGCAAAAGUUAGCCGAGAAACUCCUCAUCAAAGCAAAGGCCAAUGGGAGGCUGAAUUCAGAAGAUGGUUUUUUUGACUUUUAUUCUGUUAACAGGCAGGGACCCCAUUUUGACAAAUCCUUUCCUUCUGAUAUUGCUGUCAAGGAGGACAUGCCGGUUGGUGCUAACAUUUUGAAAAUAAAAGCCUUUGACGCUGACUCUGGUUUCAAUGGAAAAGUGGUUUUCACAAUCUCUGAUGGGAAUACGGAUAGCUGUUUCAACAUUGACAUGGAGACAGGUCAGCUUAAAGUCCUGAUGCCGAUGGACCGGGAACAGACGGAUCUCUACCUCCUUAACAUUACCAUUUAUGACUUAGGGAGGCCCCAGAAAUCCUCAUGGAGGUUACUGACCAUCAAUGUGGAGGAUGCCAAUGAUAACAGGCCCAUUUUCUUGCAGGAGAGUUAUUCUGUUAAUAUUCUAGAAAGCUCAAGUAUUGGUACUGAGAUCAUUCAAGUGGAAGCCCGGGAUAAAGACUUGGGAUCUAAUGGCGAAGUGACUUAUUCAGUAUUAACAGAUGCGCAGCAAUUUUCCAUCAAUAGUUCAACUGGGAUAGUUUAUGUAGCCGACCAACUGGACCGGGAAUCCAAAGCAAACUACUCUUUAAAAAUAGAGGCUAGAGACCGAUCGGAGAGCGGCCAGCAGCAGUUUUCUGUGGUUACUCUUAAGGUUUUCUUGGAUGACGUCAAUGACUGCUCUCCUACUUUUAUACCAACUAGCUACAGUGUGAAAGUCCUCGAAGAUCUUCCGGUGGGCACGGUCAUCGCAUGGCUGGAGACCCACGAUCCGGACCUCGGUCUGGGAGGUCAGGUGCGUUACACCUUGGUGAACGACUAUAACGGGAGAUUUGAGAUCGAUAAAGCCAGCGGAGCCAUACGUUUGAGUAAAGAGCUGGAUUAUGAGAAGCAACAGUUCUACAACCUCACUGUCCGUGCGAAAGACAAAGGACGGCCCGUAUCUUUGUCCUCCGUUUCCUUUGUGGAGGUGGAAGUGGUGGACGUCAAUGAAAACCUCCACACUCCCUAUUUCCCAGACUUUGCUGUGGUUGGAUCUGUAAAGGAAAACUCCCGUAUUGGAACGAGUGUGUUGCAGGUGACUGCGCGAGACGAGGAUUCUGGGAGGGACGGGGAGAUCCAGUACUCUAUCAGGGAUGGCAGCGGUCUCGGAAGGUUUAACAUAGAUGACGAAAGUGGAGUCAUCUACACUGCGGACAUUCUUGAUCGAGAAACAACAGGGUCAUAUUGGCUGACUGUAUAUGCAACCGAUCGCGGUGUUGUCCCCCUUUAUUCUACUAUUGAAGUCUACAUUGAGAUUGAAGAUGUAAAUGACAAUGCUCCUUUAACUUCUGAGCCCAUUUACUAUCCUGUGGUCAUGGAAAACUCUCCUAAGGAUGUAUCGGUUAUUCAGAUCCAGGCUGAGGAUCCAGAUUCCAGUUCGAAUGAAAAACUAACUUAUAGGAUUACAAGUGGGAAUCCUCAGAACUUCUUUGUAAUAAACAUCAAAACAGGUUUGAUUACAACUACUUCAAGGAAAUUGGAUCGAGAACAGCAGGCAGAGCAUUUUCUGGAGGUGACCGUGACUGAUGGUGGUUCUUCUCCAAAGCAAUCAACAGUUUGGGUCGUGGUUCAGGUUCUGGAUGAAAAUGACAAUAAACCUCAGUUCCCAGAGAAAGUCUAUCAGAUCAAGCUGCCAGAGCGGGAUCGAAAAAAAAGAGGAGAACCAAUUUACAGGGCUUUUGCAUUUGAUAAAGAUGAAGGUCCCAAUGCGGAAAUAUCUUACAGCAUCGUAGAUGGAAAUGAUGAUGGGAAAUUCUUUAUUGACCCCAAAACUGGCAUGGUCUCUUCCAGGAAGCAAUUUACGGCAGGGAGUUACGACAUCCUCACAAUCAAAGCAGUGGAUAACGGACGUCCCCAGAAGUCCUCCACCGCCCGCCUCCAUAUCGAAUGGAUUAAGAAACCGCCUCCUUCCCCUGUGCCUCUGACUUUUGAUGAGCCCUUCUAUAACUUUACUGUCAUGGAAAGUGAUAGAGUGACAGAAAUUGUGGGUGUGGUGUCUGUGCAACCAGCCAAUAUACCUCUGUGGUUUGAUGUAGUUGGUGGCAAGCAUGCUCGAGAGAUGUUCUAUAUUCUACAGACAGCUUGUGGGCAGAACUGUUCAACAGAAGGAGGAAAUUUUGACAGCUCUUUCGACACAGAGAAAGGUGUUGGAACAAUUGUCAUUGCAAAACCUCUGGAUGCAGAGCAGAGGUCCAUCUAUAAUAUGAGUGUGGAAGUCACCGAUGGAACAAAUGUGGCUGUCACUCAGGUAUUUAUCAAAGUGCUGGAUAAUAAUGAUAAUGGCCCUGAAUUUUCCCAAUCAAGUUAUGAUGUCACGAUUUCUGAGGAUGUACUUCCUGACACCGAGAUAUUACAGGUUGAAGCAACAGACAGAGAUGAAAAACAUAAACUAAGUUAUACCAUCCACAGCAGUAUUGACUCAGUAAGCAUGAGGAAAUUCCGGAUUGACGCCAGUACUGGGGUUCUUUACAUUGCUGAGAGGCUAGACCAUGAAGCCCAGGACAAGCACAUUCUUAAUAUAAUGGUCAGAGAUCAAGAAUUUCCUUAUCGGAGGAAUUUGGCCAGAGUCAUUGUGAAUGUAGAAGAUGCCAAUGAUCACAGUCCCUAUUUCACCAGCCCACUGUACGAAGCGUCUGUAUUUGAAUCUGCAGCAUUGGGAUCAGCCGUUCUGCAGGUGACUGCUCUGGAUAAAGACCGAGGGGAAAACGCAGAACUUCUCUAUACCAUAGAAGCAGGAAACACUGGAAACACAUUUAAGAUUGAACCCAUCUUGGGUAUCAUCACUGUAUCAAAAGAACCAGAUAUGACAACAAUGGGACAGUUUGUUUUGUCCAUAAAAGUCACCGAUCAGGGUACCCCACCUAUGUCUGCUACUGCCAUUGUUCGCAUCUCUGUCACUAUGUCAGAUAAUUCUCACCCCAAGUUCACUCAGAAAGAAUACCAAGCAGAAGUGAAUGAAAACGUCGACAUUGGGACAUCGGUUAUUUUAAUCUCCGCCAUCAGUCAAUCUACACUCAUUUAUGAACUCAAAGAUGGAAAUGUUGAAGGCGUCUUUACCAUAAAUCCAUAUUCUGGUGUGAUAACCAACCAAAAGGCCCUUGAUUAUGAACGCAUUUCCUCUUAUCAGCUCAUCGUCCAAGCCACCAACAUGGCAGGGAUGGCGUCCAAUGCCACAGUUAAUAUUCAGAUUGUUGAUGAAAAUGACAACCCCCCCAUUUUCCUUUUUUCUCACUACUCAGGCAGCCUCAGUGAGGUUGCCCCAGUCAACAGCAUCGUCCGUAGCUCAGGUAACAAUCCAUUGGUGAUUCGAGCCACAGAUGCUGAUAGUAAUCAGAACGCUUUGCUAGUUUAUCAAAUUGUUGAGUCCACCGCCAAGAAGUAUUUCACUGUGGACUCCAGCACGGGCGCCAUCAGAACAAUCGCCAGCUUGGAUCACGAAACCAUUGCCCAUUUCCAUUUUCACGUGCAUGUGAGAGACAGUGGUAAUCCCCAGUUGACUGCGGAAAGCCCAGCCGAGGUCAAUAUUGAGGUGACAGAUGUGAAUGAUAACCCUCCAGUGUUCACUCAGGCAGUGUUUGAGACAGUCUUACUUCUACCCACUUAUGUUGGGGUGGAGAUUCUGAAAGUCCAAGCAACAGAUCCUGACUCAGAAGUACCAGCUGAACUAACAUACAGUCUGAUGGAAGGCAACUUGGACUACUUUUUAAUUGAUUCCAGUAGUGGGGUGAUCUCCAUAAAAAACAGCAGUCUUUCCAAAGAUCACUAUAUGCUCAUAGUCAGAGUGUCGGAUGGUAAGUUUUAUGGUACUGCGAUGGUGACUAUCAUGGUAAAAGAAGCCAUGGACAGUGGUCUCCAUUUCACACAGAAUUUUUACUUUGCUUCAAUCUCAGAGAACAGCACCAACAUCACCAAAGUAGCCAUUGUCAAUGCAAUUGGAAAUCGCCUUAAUGAACCUUUAAUAUAUAGCAUAUUGAAUCCAGGAAACAAAUUCAAAAUAAAAUCUACCUCCGGGGUCAUCCAGACAACUGGUGUCCCCUUUGACCGUGAAGAACAAGAGCUGUACGACUUGGUGGUGGAAGCCAGUCGUGAGUUAGACCAUCUGCGUGUGGCCAGGGUUGUGGUGCGAGUCAUCAUUGAAGAUAUCAAUGAUAACUCUCCCGUUUUUGUGGGGCUGCCUUACUAUGCUGCUGUGCAGGUGGAUGCUGAACCUGGGACUCUUAUCUACCGGGUAUCUGCUCUUGACAGAGACAAAGGUGCCAAUGGGGAAGUGACCUACACUCUCCAAGAGGAUUAUGGCCACUUUGAAAUCAACCCAGAAUCAGGGAGCGUUUUUUUAAAAGAAGCCUUCAAUUCUGAUUUAUCUAACAUCGAGUACGGAGUUAUCAUCCUAGCCAAAGACGGCGGGAAGCCCGCAUUGUCUGCAUCCGUGGAGCUUCCCAUCACUAUCGUCAAUAAAGCAAUGCCCGUCUUUGAUAAGCCCUUUUAUACAACUUCUGUCAAUGAGGAUAUCGAAAUGCACACUCCCAUCCUCAGCAUCAACGCAACCAGCCCAGAGGGACAAGGAAUCAUUUACAUCAUUGUUGACGGGGAUCCCUAUAACCAGUUCAACAUUGACUUUGACACUGGAGUUCUCAAUGUCAUUAGCCCUCUGGACUAUGAAGAAACACCUGUUUUUAAAUUGACAGUGAGAGCCAGUGAUGCUCUCACAGGUGCAAGGGCUGAGGUCACUGUCGACUUGUUAAUUAAUGAUGUAAAUGAUAAUCCCCCCAUUUUCGACCAACCCACCUACAACGCAACCUUAUCUGAAGCCUCUCUCAUUGGGACACCUGUUUUGCAAGUGGUCGCCUCUGAUGCAGAUUCGGAAAACAAUAAAGUUGUACAAUAUCAGAUUGUUCAGGACACCUAUAACAGUACUGAUUAUUUUCACAUAGAUAGCACAAGUGGCUUAAUCUUGACAGCCCGCAUGUUAGAUCAUGAAUCAGUGCAACAAUCCACUUUAAAAGUCAGAGCAACAGAUAAUGGGUUCCCACCAAUGAGCAGCGAAGUACUUGUUAACAUUUAUGUGACUGACAUGAAUGACAAUCCUCCAAUUUUUAACCAGCUGAUUUAUGAAUCCUAUGUGAGUGAAUUAGCCCCACGGGGCCAUUUUGUGACCUGUGUCCAAGCUUCUGACGCUGAUAGCUCUGAUUUUGACCGAUUAGAAUAUAGCAUUUUAUCUGGGAAUGACCGAACUAGCUUUCUGAUGGAUAGCAAGAGUGGUAUCAUCACGCUGUCCAACCAUCGCAAGCAGAGAAUGGAACCUCUGUACAGUCUGAAUGUGUCUGUCUCCGACGGACUGUUCACCAGCACAGCACAGGUGCACAUUAGGAUACUUGGUGCUAACUUAUACAGUCCAGCCUUCUCACAAAGCACCUACGUCGCCGAAGUGAGAGAGAACGCUGCUCCGGGGACAAAGGUAAUUCAUGUCAGAGCAACAGAUGGGGAUCCGGGAGCGUACGGACAAAUCAGCUAUGCCAUCAUCAAUGACUUUGCUAAGGACCGGUUCUUGAUAGACAGCAAUGGGCAAGUCAUAACAACAGAAAGGCUGGAUCGGGAAAGCCCCAUGGAAGGGGACAUCAGUAUUUUUUUGAGGGCUCUGGAUGGUGGAGGGAGAACAACUUUCUGCACCGUGAGGGUGAUUGUUGUGGAUGAAAAUGAUAAUGCUCCCCAAUUUUUGACCAUAGAAUAUAGAGCCAGUGUCAGAGCUGAUGUUGGGAGAGGUCACUUGGUAACUCAGGUCCAAGCCAUUGAUCCAGAUGAUGGAGUGAAUUCAAGGAUUACUUAUUCACUGUAUAGUGAAGCCUCUGUCUCCGUAGCAGAUCUUCUUGAAAUUGACCCUGACAAUGGCUGGAUGGUCACAAAGAGCAAUUUUCACCAGUUGAAAAACACCGUCUUGUCAUUUUUUGUCAAAGCAGUUGAUGGAGGUAUUCCAGUGAAGCACUCCCUCAUCCCUGUCUACAUUCAUGUCUUGCCUCCCGAAAUACUCUUACCCUCCUUUACGCAGCCCCAGUAUUCCUUCUCCAUUCCAGAAGAUACUGUCAUUGGAAGCACAGUGGAUUCCCUCAGGAUUUUGCCAAGUCAGAAUGUUGUUUUUAGCACAGUUAACGGUGAACGGCCUGAAAAUAACAAAGGUGGGGUCUUCAUCAUAGAGCAGGAUACCGGUAUCAUCAAACUGGACAAGCGACUUGACCGUGAAAUGACUCCCACCUUUUACUUUAAGGUGGCAGCUACUAUCCCCUUGGACAAGGUGGAUAUUGUGUUUACGGUAGAUAUAGAGAUCAAGGUACUAGAUCUGAAUGAUAAUAAACCAUUCUUUGAUGCUUCAAGCUAUGAAGCCAUUAUAAUGGAGGGAAUGCCCAUAGGCACCAGGCUCAUCCAAGUGAAGGCUAUUGAUAGAGAUUGGGGUGCCAAUGGGCAGGUCACUUACGCUCUCCACUCUGAUUCCAGUCCAGAGAAGAUAAUGGAAGUGUUCAGCAUUGACAGUAACACAGGCUGGAUCAGCACCUUGAAAGACCUGGACCAUGAGAGAGAUCCCACAUUCACUUUCUCAGUGGUAGCCUCGGAUCUUGGCGAAGCCUUUUCUCUGUCUUCCACCAUCUUGGUCUCGGUCACUGUGACGGAUAUAAAUGACAAUGCACCUGUCUUUGGGCACGAGGUGUACCGAGAGCAGGUGAAGGAGAGUGAUCCCCCAGGUGAAGUUGUAGCGGUCCUCAGCACAUGGGAUGAAGAUACAUCUGACAUUAAUCAGCAAGUGAGCUAUCAUAUUACAGGAGGGAAUCCCAGAGGAAGAUUCGCCUUGGGCCUGGUGCAAAACGAAUGGAAGGUUUAUGUAAAGCGACCUCUUGAUCGAGAAGAACAAGAUAUUUACUUCCUGAACAUCACUGCCACAGAUGGACUUUUUGUCACUCAGGCUAUGGUAGAAGUCACUGUCACUGAUGUGAAUGACAACAGUCCAGUGUGUGACCAGGUUGCAUACACAGCUUUGUUUCCAGAAGACAUUCCAUCAAAUAAAAUUAUCCUUAAGAUCAGUGCCAAGGAUGCUGACAUUGGGCCCAAUGGAGAUAUCAGAUACUCACUCUAUGGCUCAGGAAACAACAAAUUUUUCUUAGAUCCAGAAAGUGGUGAGUUAAAAACCCUGGCCCUUUUAGAUCGAGAGAAAAUACCUGUGUACAACCUGGUUGCCAGGGCAACAGAUGGGGGUGGCAGGUUCUGCCAGUCAGAUAUCCGCCUGAUUCUGGAAGAUGUUAAUGAUAAUCCCCCCAUAUUUUCAUCUGACCAUUACAACGCAUGUAUCUAUGAAAAUACAGCCACCAAAGCCUUGUUAACAAGAGUGCAAGCUACAGAUCCUGACUUAGGCAUCAACAGAAAAGUUGUUUAUUCCCUGGCAGACUCGGCAGGAGGAUACUUUUCAGUAGACAGCUCAUCAGGCAUUAUCAUCUUGGAACAGCCACUCGAUCGAGAGCUGCAGUCAUCCUACAACAUCAGUGUGAAGGCAUCAGACCAGAGUAUCCUAAAGGCACUGUCUUCCCUAGCCACAGUCACCAUUACUGUUUUGGACAUUAAUGACAACCCCCCUGUGUUUGAAAGAAGGGAUUAUCUUGUUACAGUACCAGAAGAUACAUCCCCUGGCACAGAAGUCCUUGCAGUUUUUGCCACAAGCAAAGACAUUGGCACAAAUGCUGAAAUAACAUAUCUCAUUCGUUCUGGGAAUGAACGAGGGAAAUUCAUGAUUAACCCAAAGACAGGAGGGAUUUCUGUCAUUGAGGCCCUGGACUAUGAAAUGUGCAAAGAUUUUUACCUCGUGGUGGAAGCCAAAGAUGGGGGCACCCCAGCCCUUAGUGCUGUGGCCACUGUGAACAUCAACCUUACUGAUGUGAAUGACAAUGCACCAAAAUUUAACCAGGAGGUCUACAGUGCAGUCAUCAGUGAAGAUGCUUCCAUUGGGGACUCAGUUAUUGUGUUAAUAGCAGAAGAUGUAGACAGCCCACCCAAUGGGCAGAUUCGCUUUUCCAUUGUCAGUGGGGACCGGGACAAUGAGUUUGCUGUGGAUUCUGUCUUGGGACUCAUUAAAGUCAAAAAGAAAUUGGACCGAGAACGGGUGUCUGGAUACUCAUUACUCAUUCAAGCUACGGACAGUGGCAUUCCUGCCAUGUCUUCCACUGUGACAGUCAACAUAGACAUUUCUGAUGUAAAUGACAAUGGCCCUGUUUUCACACCAGCUAACUAUACUGCUGUAAUCCAGGAAAACAAACCAGUGGGAACAAGCAUUUUGCAGCUGAUGGUGACAGAUCGUGAUUCCUUUCACAAUGGGCCCCCCUUUACCUUUACCAUCUUAGCAGGGAAUGAGGAAGAGGAGUUUGUGUUGGACCCUCAUGGGAUCUUAAGAUCAGCAGUAAUCUUUAGGCAUACAGACUCUCCCGAAUAUGUGCUUUACAUCCAGGCAAAAGACUCAGGCAAACCCCAGCAAGUUUCCCACUCUUAUGUUCACGUCCGGGUGAUUGAAGAAAGCAUCCACAAGCCCACUGCCAUUCCCUUAGAGAUCUUUAUUGUUACAAUGGAGGAUGACUUCCCCGGGGGUGUCAUUGGAAAGAUCCACGCCACCGACCAGGAUGUAUAUGACGUACUCACAUAUGCCUUAAAAUCUGAGCAGAGAAGCUUGUUCAAGGUGAACACCCAUGACGGGAAGAUCAUUGCCUUGGGGGGCUUGGACAGUGGCAAGUACAUUUUGAAUGUUUCUGUGAGUGAUGGCCGCUUCCAGGUGCCCAUUGACGUCAUUGUCCACGUGGAGCAGCUGGUCCAGGAGAUGCUGCAGAACACGGUCACCAUCCGGUUCGAGAAUGUGUCCCCCGAGGACUUUGUGGGGCUGCACAUGCAUGGGUUCCGAAGGACGCUCCGGAAUGCCGUCCUUUCCCAGAAGCAGGACAGCCUCCACAUCAUCAGCAUCCAGCCCAUGGCCGGCACCAACCAACUGGACAUGCUGUUUGCUGUGCAGAUGCACAGUGGCAGCUUCUACAAGCCCGCGUACCUCAUCCAGAAGCUGUCCAACGCAAGGAGACAUCUGGAGAAUGUGAUUCGCAUCUCAGCCAUCUUAGAGAAGAACUGCUCCGGACUGGACUGCCAAGAACAACACUGUGAACAAAGCUUGUCCAUAGAUUCACACUCUCUAAUGACCUACAGCACGGCUCGCAUUAGUUUUGUUUGCCCUCGUUUCUACAGAAAUGUGCGCUGUACGUGUAAUGGAGGACUCUGUCCAGGAUCAAAUGAUCCUUGCAUGGAGAAGCCUUGUCCUGGAGAUAUGCAAUGUGUUGGAUAUGAAGCCAGCAGAAGGCCAUUCAUCUGUCAGUGUCCACCAGGAAAACUUGGAGAGUGCUCAGGGCACACUUCUCUCAGCUUUGCUGGAAACAGUUACAUCAAAUACCGGCUUUCUGAAAAUAGCAAGAAAGAGGAAUUUAAGUUGGCUCUGCGUCUGCGAACACUGCAAAGCAAUGGGAUUAUAAUGUACACCAGAGCAAAUCCCUGCAUAAUUCUGAAGAUUGUAGACAGCAAACUCUGGUUCCAGUUGGACUGCGGCACAGGACCGGGCAUCUUGGGCAUCUCCGGCCGGGCCGUGAAUGACGGGAACUGGCACUCGGUCUUCUUGGAGCUCAAUCAGAAUUUCACGAGCUUGUCGCUGGAUGAUAGCUACGUGGAGCGGCGCAAGGCCCCCCUCUACUUCCAGACUCCGGGCACGGAGAGUGCCAUCUACUUUGGCGCCCUGGUGCAGGUGGACAACAUCCGAAGUCUGACGGAUAAGAGGGUCACGCAGGUCCUGAGUGGCUUCCAGGGCUGCCUGGAUUCCGUGGUCCUGAAUAACAACGAGCUGCCCCUUCAGAACAAACGCAGCAGCUUUGCUGAGGUGGUGGGGCUCACCGAGCUCAAGCUCGGAUGUGUCCUGUACCCGGAUGCCUGUGAGCGGAAUCCCUGCCAGAACGGAGGGAGCUGCGCUAGCCUGCCAUCUGGCGGCUAUCAAUGUACCUGUCUCUCACAAUUCACUGGAAGGAACUGUGAGUCAGAGAUUACAGCCUGCUUCCCAAAUCCUUGUCGGAAUGGGGGGUCUUGCGACCCAAUAGGAAACACCUUCAUCUGCAACUGUAAAGUUGGGCUUACUGGUGUCACGUGUGAGGAAGACAUCAAUGAAUGCGACAGAGAAGAAUGUGAAAAUGGGGGUUCCUGUGUCAAUGUAUUUGGCUCUUUCCUCUGUAACUGCACCCCAGGUUAUGUGGGCCAGUACUGUGGGCUCCGACCAGUGGUGGUUCCCAACAUCCAAGCUGGCCACUCCUAUGUUGGAAAGGAAGAACUCAUUGGAAUUGCCGUGGUUCUGUUUGUCAUCUUUGUUUUAAUUGUCUUGUUUAUCAUUUUCCGCAAGAAAGUCUUCCGCAAGAACUAUUCCAGGAACAAUAUCACUCUGGUCCAGGACCCAGCCACUGCGGCACUACUGAAUAAAAGCAAUGGGAUUCAGUUCAAGAACUUAAGGGGGGGUGGGGACAGCCGGAACAUCUACCAGGAGGUUGGCCCCCCGCAAGUCCCCGUGCGCCCAAUGGCCUACACCCCUUGUUUCCAGAGCGAUUCUAGGAACAACCUGGACAAGAUCGUCGAUGGGCUUGGUGUGGAGCACCAGGAGAUGACCACAUUUCAUCCUGAGUCACCCCGAAUAUUAACUGCCAGGCGGGGAGUGGUGGUGUGCAGCGUGGCUCCCAAUCUCCCAGCUGUCUCCCCUUGUCGUUCUGAUUGUGAUUCCAUCAGGAAAAGUGUCUGGGAUGCAGGAACAGAGAACAAAGGUGUGGAUGAUGCUGAAGAAGUGACCUGUUUUGUGGGAAGUAAUAAAGGCAGCAACUCGGAGGUUCAGUCCCUCAGCUCUUUCCAGUCUGAUUCUGGAGAUGAUAAUGCUUCCAUAGUGACUGUCAUUCAGCUUGUCAACAAUGUAGUUGACACUAUAGAAAAUGAAGUGUCAGUUAUGGACCAAGGACAGAACUACAACCGAGCCUACCACUGGGACACUUCAGACUGGAUGCCAGGAGCCCGCCUGUCCGACAUCGAGGAAGUGCCCAACUACGAGAAUACAGACGGUACCUCGGUGCACCAGGGGAGCACAAGGGAGCUCGAAUCCGAUUACUACCUAGGGGGCUAUGACAUCGAUAGCGAAUACCCCCCGCCUCACGAGGAGGAGUUUUUGAGCCAAGACCAGUUGCCGCCUCCCCUGCCGGAGGACUACCCGGACCACUUUGAGGCGCUGCCCCCCUCCCAGCCGGCCUCCCUGGCCGGCACACUGAGCCCAGACUGCAGGCGAAGGCCCCAGUUCCACCCCAGCCAGUAUCUCCCUCCCCACCCAUUCCCCAAUGAGACAGACAUGGUGGGACCUCCGCCUGCACACGAAUUUAGUACUUUUGCUGUGGGUGUGGGGCAGAACCUGGAGAACCCAAGUGCGGCAGACAACAUGUCCUUAACCUUGCACAACUCCCUCGGCACCUCCUCCUCGGACGUGUCUGCCGGCUGCGGCUUCGAGGACUCCGAAGUGGCCAUGAGUGACUAUGAAAGCGUGGAGGAACUCAGUCUCACCAGCCUUCACAUUCCAUUUAUUGAGACCCAGCACCAGACCCAGGUGUGAAGGACACAGACAUCUGGGCUCCAUUCUUCAUGGAAACGUCGAAGGAAAUGGACCGAGAGGAGUCUAUUGGAUAGGGGGAAAUCCACAAUUUCCCACAAAUAACUUAGUCACAAAUGAUGUUGUCUCAUGCAAACACUUUAAAGUCCAGUUGUGUAAAUCAUGUCACAAAAUCUAUUACUGUGAGUCAACAGACAAUCCUUACAGUAUGUACCCAGCAUUCAUGGCCAAGAGUGCACACCAAGUUUUUAAGGGGUAAAGAAGCCCCUACAUAAGUUCACCCAGUAAGUUAUAUGCAGUCAAUCUUUUCAGCUUUGUGCAGUAUUGUGUUUUUGAAGGUGUUAACAGUAUCAAUCCCCGCAGUAUUAAUGAACAAAUAAAAAUCCAGGCACCAGGGUAUUGGUGCAUGAAACAAAAUUAAGCCGACAGAGAAAAGAAAGAAAAUAGUUAAUAGAACUGGGGAAGGGGAGAAGCUAAGGCCUCAAGGGGAAAGAAGAAAGAGUAAAAAUAAAAUCAGUCAAAAGUGGGCAAAAUAUUAAAAUAAAGUAUGAUUUUCUUUAUAAAGCUUUCUGAUUGUCAGCUAUAAAAUUAUAGUAAAAGACUUGCAUUUUUGUAGACUUCAGAUACUGGUUUAAUUAGAAAAACCUGGAUUAAAAAUGGAACCCAAAAUUUAAAUGAUGAUGGAGUUUGUGGAUCUCUGAAAAAGAUUUCAAUGAAAAGUAAUGCAUGACAGUUUAGGGGUUUUCUGAGUACUGAGGAGGAAAGGGUAGAAGUUAUCUCUCUUUGAUUUUAUUUUUGAACAUUCCCAGCCAUGAUUACAAUUUGAGAGUUAUUGUAAUCAUUGACCUUGUUCAUGGAAACUGGGAGAUAAAGCUGACCAAUUUGUGACCAUUAUCUAGGCUGAAAGAGGUCUACAAUUCAUAAAUUUCCCCAAAAAAUGUUUUUUUUUAUUAUCACAGGUAAAAGGCAAGUAAGUACUUGUUUUUUAACAUGACAGUAUCAUUUCAAUAAAUGGAUUUAAGUCAAAGAAGAGAGACUAGAUGAGUAGAUGUUUGUACACAAGAUUAUAAUAGUAUGUGUGUUUGGGCCAAUGUAGAUGUGUGUGUAUGUUUUCUCCCAAGAAGGCACCUCUGUGAGGAAAAUGAUUUUGAGACUCAUGAACUUCUAUGAACCAUGGCCAAAAGUGCAAGCCUUCUGACCUUUUGGAUCUCUUUAAUAUUAGAGACUGACCAAAUGCUAUUUUUUGUGUUAGUGCAGUUAACCUUAUUUGGAUAGUGCCAUAUCUAUUUAAUUAAAACAAAAUUCCAGAUUUUAAAAGUAGCAUUUUACUAGAAUGACUCAGAGUCUCAAAUGUCUUCAGAAAGUACUUCAUGUUUCAUUUUAGCCCAGGGUCAGUCUGACACAUGGGUUUUGGCCAUGAAAAUUUUCUAAAUGAAUUAGAGAGUCAUUCCACGAGAGAUGUUACAACCUGGUACAAUAAAAUAUAAAAUUGACAUUUUGAGUUGCUUUUCUGCUUCCCCUCAGGCUGAUUAGGGCAAAUGAGAUUUUAUACUGAGCAGCCUGAACUGUUUCCAAGGACUAGGAAGUCCAUGACUUCUUUCCCUGGCAAACAUUUAUUUGCACUAUCUGCUUAAUGAGCAAAAUUAUUGUGGGUUGUUGGCUUUUGGGUUUUUUUUUUUUUUUUUAACAAAUUUUGGCAUUGGUGUGUGAGCUCUAAAGAACUUCGCCUAGUCAUGGUCCACCUAGUCACAUUUCUUAACUGCAUUCUUUGCAUUUAUUUCACUUCUUUCCUGGCACAGGGAUCAGUGUAUCCUGACAAUUUGUCAAGGUAAUACCCUUGCACUUCAGAGCUUCCUAGAUAUGUGGACACACUUCAAAGGAUUUCAUUUUUUUUCUCAUCCUUGUUCUUGUCCGGAUGUACUAAAUGAAGGAUGAUCUGUACCAUAGUCUUGAAAUCAGGGUUCUGCAAUGAAUUGAAGUAUAUAACCAGAAUGCAUUCGAAGAAAUUCUUCAGCAUUUUUCUUAUGUGAGGAGUGCAUUUGUAGGAAUCAGCGAGAAAAUGACAAACUAAUGAUCUAGAUAGAAUCUCUGUACCAUCUUAAUAAUGCAGUGGCAUAAAAAAACUGACAAAGUAAAACCAACAGUUCAUUUCUUACCCCCCAGGAUAUAUUAGGACAGGAUUAGUACAGAUGAUUUUCCAUUGCUUACACAACCUCUCUGCUGAGAGAAAUGCUUGACUGACAUGGUAAUGAAGGAGCAAAUAGAUCUGAAUGCCCCUGUGAAAUCCAGGGAGCCAGCCUGCUAUCUCCAACAUGCAUAUUUCUUAGAUAUAUCUCACCUAAUCGUUUUAGAAAAGCCAAACAGGGAAAUGUCCAUCUCUGGUAGUUCUAUCUCAUGUCAUGUAAUGAAUCAUCAUCUUAAAAUCAGGUGAGAACAUUAUUUGACAUUUCUCCUCAAAAUUGCAUAGAAAGUGAAGGAUUUCCCUGUAGAGAUCUCCAAAUCUGAACAGCUGAGAGGGAGUUUAGAGAUUAUCAUCCUCAACCUCAUUUUUACUUACAGUCUUGCAUUACUUGGCCAGUUAGCCACAGAGCAAGGGCUAGAACAUGCAUCUUUUCUUUCAAACUUCCAAUCCAAGAUCCUUUCUAUCAUAUCAUAUGUUCUCUGUGAUCUCUCUGACCUUUAAUUUUGACUGUUCAUCAUUGAAUUCAGAAUGAUUCUCUCAGUUCAAAAGGCUAAAUUUGUUGCACAGAGGUUUAUAAUUUCAUGUAAGCUUUUUUCUUCAAGCUUUUGUCUCUAAGUUUAAAUAAACUCUGAUCUGCUACAUAUCAGAUUGUUAUAGAUGCUGCUUCAGUUAAGUGUUGAAAAUAUAUUAUUAGCUCUUCUUAUACCUGAAGAUCCUAAUAUCUAAAGGUUAUUUUAUUUGCUAGGACACAUCCAAAGCAUCAAUUUGGGGGAAAAGAAUUAGAAACAUUGGCAUGCCAGAGCACUGGUUGCAGCUGUUGGCUUCCUUGAUACCCAAGUGUGCCCAAUUCCAUGCAUUAAUGGCUUGUCGAUUUUUACAAUUUCCAUGGGCCAUUUUUUUCUCUUUUCUCUUUACAUCCUUCUUGCAUUUUGUGCACUUGGUGAAAACAGCUUGUAUCUAGAGUUUUUUCUACCUAGCUUUACUUAAUAUACCUCUGCAUUCUCUUCUCUAAACCUUUUUCCUUAAGUAAAACAGACCAAGUCCUUGUCUUCAUUCUUGUUUUUAAAAAAGCUUCUAAUCAUUUAUGAUACUUUGAAAUGCACUUAACAGAACUGAGCACAAGGUAUGUGAUAAAACAUGCCAAAUGGUGUCUUUGAAAUGAUAUUCCCUACUUAGAAGUACCUCAUCCUUUAAAAUAGCAUCUUUGGUUUUCCCUUGAGAGCAGGCCAAAUUCAGAACCCCAAAGCAUGGGAGGAAGGUUUACCUUCUCAGGACCUACAAUCUCAUAAUGGUCUUAACUGGACUCUGCAGAAGAUUCAAGUAGCCUUGUUCACAAAACCCUUUGAUCUUUCUCCACCAUAUAUUUGCUUUCAGAAGGCAAAGAGAACGCCAAAAUACCAAGAUAAUCUUCAUGUGAAGCACCAAGACCUGGUGUUCUACUGGCUCUUUGGUCAUGUAGACACAGACUUCACAGGCUAGGUUCAUUAUUAGCUUACUAAACCUCUCAGGUGGCUGGAUCUGCCCUAAAAUGGGCGGUGAUUAUACAUAUGAACAGAUCAGUUUCAGAUCUGGAUAGAACGUGGGAUGGGAAUUUUUUUUUUUCUGUUUUUGCUCAAUGUUAAUGGGUAUUUUUUUCAGAACGUUCCACGUAAGGGAAAUGUCUAAGCACUCUCUGCAUUUUCUCCUUACCUUUCCAUGAUGUCCCUUAUCCAUCAUUUCUCAUAAACUCUGUAGGUAGGCACAUAGCCUACUUUUGCACAUGACCAAGUUAAGAAUGGUUUGAAUGAGUGUUUGGGCUAAAGCUGCUGCAAAGAACAGAAACCAUGUUGGCAAUAAGGGAUGAACAAAGACCAGUAUAAGAUGACCAAGGAGGCAUUUUCCUUUUUCUGUUUCCUUCAAGUAUAUAUGCUGCUAUUGGGCCCUACAACCUUCUGUAUGUGCAAAGUCCUGGCUGUCCAUGCAGGCCCAGUAAGAUGGACCGGUCUAUCCCUACAGGCCCGGCAGAGAAUGGGUAUGACAGCCAGAAAGGGGAAUUCACAAUGCAUUCCUGAGGCAAUGAAAAUCACCAGGAUAAUCCCAACUAAGGGGGUAAAAUUUUUAAAUAUAGCAAUUAUAGAUGCUCACUGGAACUGUAUAUGUUUCAAAUUGAGGCAGCAAAUUAUCUAAAUCCACUUCCCUCCCCUCCCCCCAAAAAAACUUUUAAAUGAAAUAUCAGGUAGUAUCAAAAGUAUUUAUUUUUGGAAGGUUAUCCCAAUAAUUUCUUGAUUUCUUUAUUUCAUUUUGUUGAUAUCCAAACAAUAUCAAUACAUGUUAAUUGGUCAAAUGGUUUGGCUUAUUAAAAUUACUCUUCAAUUAUAUUCAAUUAUAAACCCAGAGAAAUUAUGGCUUGAGAAUGAUUCAAGAUCAAGAAGGUAAGCCUCAGACUUUGCUGAUUUGAGUCCCAAACAUCUAUCUAUAUUAAUCAGAUAGGAUGCCUCAAACUUGUCUUUUGCUUCUGCUUUCUGCUUGUUUGCUCAUUUUGGGGGGUGGGGGAGUGUGGGAGAAGGAGUCUGAGGUUUCAAAUUAUCUUUAGAGGAUGAGACAUUCAUUUAAUGUUUCACCAGCUGGCUGGGAGAGAUGGAAAAAGGAAACAAAUUCCUUUUUUUUUCUGUAAUAAUGAAAAGCAAUAAUUGUGUAAUGCUACACAAAGGCCAUACAUAACUAGUCUUUACCAGUGUUAAGGAUGCACUAGAACUGUAUUGUUAUAAGAGCAAGGUGGGAAUGGUUAAUAUGUACUGUAGUAUUCUUCUAGCAAGCAAAUACCGGGUUUGCUACUAUUUAACAAUUUAAUGAGCCCAUACUACUGCAUUCGGGGAAGGACAGAUGUGUUUGGAACAUGGAAGCAGUUCUCUUUAAGCACUGUAUUAGAAAGAUUGUCUUGUAAAUUUUACCUGUUGCAAACAGGCUGGUUUGUAAAAGAUGUAUGUUUUGGUGUUUAAAAAUGUUUAUAAAAAUGUAUAUAGUGGUUUCAAAUUUCCAGGCUUUUGUAGAUACUGUAUUUGAUGCCUAUCAGGAUGCUUUAAUUUGGGAGUCAGAUUCUAAAUCAUCUGAGUUAUCAGUCUAUAAACUUUUAAAAUAAUGAGAAAAAAGUUUUAGAUUUGAAAAUGAUGCUUUUUAAUCAUUUCCAAAAUGUACUGUAACCUUUCUUUGGUUUCACUGUUUUCAUUUAACUUUUUUCAGUUUUUAAGGAAAUGUUUUUUAUUGACUUUUUUUUAAAAUGAAUGUGUUUUGCACAGAUACUAGGUACAUGAUUUUUAUGCCAUUUCAAGUAUGUAUUAAAGUAUGUCAUUUCUUCACAUACACAUUAUCUCUCAUACACACAACCUUAUGCAAAAGGGAAAGCUAACACUUUAAGUGGGUCUUGUCCCUUGUAUGAAGAUGAAUUGUUCCUUCAUAUAUUGCUGUUGGCAGUAUUAAGUCUUGUGUUCUUUUCCUAAAAAAAUAAAGAAAAAAAAAGCAACAACUACAAAAAAAAAAAAAAAAAACAAAACAGCCCAACAGUGUACAGGUUUGUAACUGCCAAAAUUUGAUGGUUAAAAACAAGUUUUCAAGUAAAAAAAAAAAAAAAAACU
Antechinus flavipes (yellow-footed antechinus) is the source of this 19629-nucleotide messenger RNA. RefSeq names its product FAT atypical cadherin 3 (gene FAT3). Gene Ontology annotation, biological process: homophilic cell-cell adhesion. Gene Ontology annotation, cellular component: plasma membrane. Bases 1 to 13839 code for a protein of 4612 amino acids. The transcript has 28 exons. Lineage: Eukaryota; Metazoa; Chordata; Mammalia; Dasyuromorphia; Dasyuridae. Gene Ontology annotation, molecular function: calcium ion binding. The record is from RefSeq and is a predicted model, not a curated record.